CCUCCCACCUGCUGCGCCCACUCCCGCACCCCGCCGGCAUGGAGCCUGUGAAGGGGAAGGGGGCAAAGCGCAGAGACUUCUCCUCCAGCUCCCACCUUGGCGUCUGAGGGAGGCUCCGCCACCGAGACCGGUGUCGUCUUAAGCGCCUGCAGGAUUUCAGAUGUGUUCUAAGCCUGCCGGGGUGAGCACGCUUCCGGGCACUGAUGGAGACGAGAGCUCAGCACGGCAGCGGGUCGCAGCCCUUGCUACAGGCUCGGCGUGACAGUGGGAGACCGCACGGGGAGCCUGACCUGCGGGAUGUCCUGAUGCAGCAGGUUCACGUCUUGUCGCUGGACCAGAUCAGAGCCAUCCGAAACACGAAUGAGUACACGGAGGGACCUACGGUGGCUCCACGGCCAGGGGUCAAGUCUGCUCCUCGGCUAGCAACCCAACCCAAAAAUGAAAGGCCCCAUGGCUUGCCCGAGCAUCGUCAUUUUAGCCGGAUUCAGCACACACAAACACACGCCUCUCCUCGGGCACCUCUGUCCCGAUCCAUUAGCACGGCCAGCACAGGUUCGCGGAGCAGUACAAGGACAAGUACGAGCAGUAAUUCAUCCGAACACAGACUUCUAGGAUCAUCUUCGGGGCCAGUUGCUGACGGGAUAGUCCGAAUGCAGCCCAAGUCUGAGCUCAAGUCAAGUGAGCUGAAGCCGCUGAGCAAAGAAGACUUGGGAGCGCACAGCUACAGGUGUGAGGACUGUGGAAAGUGUAAGUGUAAGGAGUGCACUUAUCCGAGGACCCUCCCCUCGUGUUGGAUCUGUGACAAGCAGUGUCUUUGCUCGGCCCAGAACGUGGUCGAUUACGGGACUUGCGUUUGCUGCGUGAAGGGCCUCUUCUAUCACUGCUCUAAUGAUGACGAGGACAACUGUGCUGACAACCCCUGCUCCUGCAGUCAGUCACAUUGCUGCACUAGAUGGUCCACCAUGGGUGUGAUGUCCCUCUUUCUGCCUUGCUUGUGGUGUUACCUACCAGCCAAGGGUUGCCUUAAGUUGUGCCAGGGCUGUUACGAUCGGGUUAAUCGGCCUGGGUGCCGCUGUAAACACUCCAACACCGUUUGCUGCAAAGUUCCCAGCGUUCCCCCCAGGAACUUUGAAAAGCCAACAUAGCAUCACUAGUCAGAAAUACUAAAGUAACAAGGAUUAUUUUAACGUACAUAUGCAACCAACUAAGCAGCUAUGGUCUUGGCACUGCAGUACAAGGGUUGGGGAUACACUUUGGUGUUUGCAGUGAAAUGCUUUUUCUUUGUGUGUGCCAUCUUAACUGAUACGCUUGUUAGAAUCCAGCUAGUGGGAUACAGGAGAGAAAAAAAAAAAAGGGAUGCAGUACAUCGUGACCCACAUAUUGCAUAAGCUAAAGCAACACAGACACUCCUAGGCAACUCUAUUGUUUGUGAAUAGUACUUGCAAAAUUUGUAAAUUAGCAAAUGACUCCUUUUUUUCAUUGUUUUCUGCCAGAGAUAAUGUGCUAUAUUUUUGUACAUACAAUAAUAUUUUCAACUGUGAAAAAUACGUGGUGUCAUAAGACAUGGCACAGUCACAAAAUAUUAUACUAAUAUGUUGUACAUUCGGAAGAAUGUGAAUCAAUCAGUAUGUUUUUAGAUUGUAUUUUGUCUUACGGAAGCCUUCUAUUGCAAGACUCUGAUUUCCCUUUGGACUUCAUGUAUAUUGUACAGUUACAGUAAAAUUCAGCCUUUAUUUUCUAAUUUUUUCAACAUAUUGUUUAGUGUAAAGAAUAUUUAUUUGAAGUUUUAUUAUUUUAUAAAAAGAAAUAUUUAUUUUAAGAGGCAUCUUACAAAUGUCACCCCUUUUUAUGAGGACGUCAUAGUUGCUGCAAAUAAGGGGUGAACGAUGCACAUGUUCACUAUAAAAUAGAAAAUAUAUUAACGUUUGAAAUUAAA
This is a messenger RNA of Antrostomus carolinensis (chuck-will's-widow), 1936 nucleotides long. It is a transcript of the gene SPRY2, whose product is annotated as sprouty RTK signaling antagonist 2. Lineage: Eukaryota; Metazoa; Chordata; Aves; Caprimulgiformes; Caprimulgidae. The coding region runs from base 204 to 1145 and encodes 313 amino acids. Gene Ontology annotation, biological process: animal organ development; multicellular organism development; negative regulation of MAP kinase activity. The transcript is spliced from 2 exons. The record is from RefSeq and is a predicted model, not a curated record. Gene Ontology annotation, cellular component: membrane; cytosol.